AAUGUUUUCUAAUUCUUAUAUUAAUGGCACGUGGAUUUUAUAUGAUGGGAAUAAUGUGCAUUACAUUAAAAUAGUGUUUUCUAUUUGAAUUUUCUACUUGUUUAAUAUUUCGGAAUUAAAUAUAUAGUCGCAGCCAUGUCCAAGAGAAUAAAACAUCUUAUAGUCGACACUACUGCUUUCAUUAAAGCCGAAAAUUUACAGAAUAUCUCCGAGAACAUUUACACUGUUCAAGAAGUUAUUGAUGAAAUAACUAACGACAGGCAAAGAAGGAAACUAGUCGUUUUACCGUAUGAUUUAAGAGUGAAGGAUGUAUUUACUGAAAACAUAAACUUUGUGACUGAGUUUUCCAAAAAAACUGGCGAUUAUAGGAGUCUUUCUGCAACCGAUAUCAAAGUAAUGGCCUUAACUUAUCAGAUGGAAAAAGAAUUAGUAGGGAUCGACCAUUUAAAGUCUGAACCAACUAUGCAGAGAACAGUCAAAGUGUCUGGAUUACGAGGAUACUCCUCAUCAGAAAUCAAAGACGAUACAAAGGGUAUAUCAAGUGAGGAUAUGUCUCAUAAAUCAACCGCAGUUCGUGAUGGCACUUUAAAAAAUGAAGAUACUGAUCAGGAAGAGGAAGAGUUUGCUAAUCAAUUAGCAGAGCAGAUAAAGACUCUGGAUCUCAGAGAAGAAGAGGAAGCAGAUAAUGUCAUGGCAAAGGUAGAUGUUAACUCUGAAACUGAUGAGGAAGAAAGUUCAGAAGGUGAUGAUAAUGAUGAUGAUGACUGGAUAACACCUGGAAACUUAAAAGAGAAGACCAAAGAAUUGGAACAUGGAGAUCUUGAAGAGAGAAAUGUUGAUAUUGCAUGUAUUACCUCAGACUUUGCAAUGCAAAAUGUUCUUAAACAAAUUGGCUUAAAUGUCACAUCAAUAGAUGGCAGGAUUAUAAGGCACUUACGCACAUUUAUAUUUCGUUGUACAACUUGCUUUAAAACAACUAGUGUUAUGACUAAACUAUUUUGUCCCAAAUGUGGGCAUGCUACUUUAAAAAAAGUAUCAGUUUCUGUAGAUGAAAAUGGCAAUCAGCACAUUCAUAUUAAUGGUAGGAAACCUCUUACAGCAAGGGGUAAGAGAUUCAGCUUGCCUACACCAAAAGGAGGUCAACACUUCCAGUAUCCAAUACUCACAGAAGACCAACAUAUACAUAAAAGGUUUGCUACAAAGUUGGCCAGAAAGAAAACAAAUGCAUUGGACCCCGACUAUACUGCUGGCUUCUCCCCUUUUGCGAUGAAUGAUGUUAAUUCAAAAUCAGCAGUAUUGGGAGUACGAGCGAACAAGCAAGAUAUAAAGUAUUGGAUGACACAUUUUUCUAAAGGAAAAAAGAAAUAAAAAUCUUAAAUUAUAACAUUUAUUUAAAUAAACUAUACAAAAAUUA
This is a messenger RNA of Leptidea sinapis, 1414 nucleotides long. Its product is annotated as RNA-binding protein NOB1. Gene Ontology annotation, cellular component: preribosome, small subunit precursor. The record is from RefSeq and is a predicted model, not a curated record. Gene Ontology annotation, biological process: ribosomal small subunit biogenesis; maturation of SSU-rRNA. The coding region runs from base 136 to 1368 and encodes 410 amino acids. NCBI's taxonomy places the organism in Eukaryota, Metazoa, Arthropoda, Insecta, Lepidoptera, Pieridae. Gene Ontology annotation, molecular function: RNA endonuclease activity. The transcript is spliced from 2 exons.